Selaginella moellendorffii is the source of this 716-nucleotide messenger RNA. RefSeq lists its product as uncharacterized. The record is from RefSeq and is a predicted model, not a curated record. Lineage: Eukaryota; Viridiplantae; Streptophyta; Lycopodiopsida; Selaginellales; Selaginellaceae. The transcript is spliced from 4 exons. The coding region runs from base 70 to 594 and encodes 174 amino acids.
AUUCAUCGAGAUCCGUUUCUGAGAGGCACCAGAUAUUCCCCACGGCGGCGGUCCAGGAAAUCCAGGACAAUGGCUUCCACCACCACCAGCAGCAGAAAGCACUCGGCUUCCAGCAACUUCCGCGGCCUCCCUGUGAGGAGCCGAUCCAGACGAAGUUUUGCAGCGACUCGGGUAACAUUUCGCGUCUUUGUCGCAUUUAACCUCUCUUGUGCAGAUUGCAAGAAAGAUCUCAGUAACAUGCAGAUCAAACGCGCAGGAAAAUUAAGUACGCGACCAGUCCGGAAGGGAACCGCCACAUCGUCGUCAGGACUGCUCCAAAUCGCUGCGGAGUUUCAUGGCGAGAUGCAUCAACGACAAGAAUCGCUGAGCGAGCCUACACAUGAAGCAGAAAAAUUUAUCAAGGAAGACGUCGAGCUCCUGCGAAUGUCUCUCAGUAAAGUACAGCAGCUACAACAAAAUGUGGAGUUUCGAAGCCAUCAUCGAGCGAGCCUUUACAUGAAGCCAAAAAAUCUAUCAAGGAAGACAGAGAGCUCCUGCGAAGGUCGGGUCCCGUGCUGGAAUUGUAACUUCCUUUCGUUGUCUCUCUCUCGGUGAAGUGCAGCUGAAAGGAAAACUGGAUGAUCUGGAGACUCAAGUUUGUAAGGAAUACGAACUCCGACAUAUGACGCUUGGAAAUAUACACUCUUAUGUAAACUUUCAAACUUUCGAAUAUUCUC